Papilio xuthus (Asian swallowtail) is the source of this 2546-nucleotide messenger RNA. RefSeq lists its product as uncharacterized. NCBI's taxonomy places the organism in Eukaryota, Metazoa, Arthropoda, Insecta, Lepidoptera, Papilionidae. The transcript has 6 exons. Bases 4 to 2481 code for a protein of 825 amino acids. The record is from RefSeq and is a predicted model, not a curated record. Gene Ontology annotation, molecular function: peptidase inhibitor activity.
GUCAUGUUUAUAAUAAUAACAUUAUUAAUUUUAAUACCAUUAACAGAAGAGUCCUCAUUUCAGUCUUGCGUCCCGCAUACACAAUUCUUUAUCAACGGUAGACAUUGCACUUGCGACGGAUUCGGCCGAUGGUCAGAGAAAGACUGUCAAUACGGUCUCCGUCGGCAAACGUGUACAUACGGUCAGGUUUACUGGCAAGGUUGUCGACAAUGCCGAUGUAAUAGUAAUGGAGAGCUUCAUUGCACUGAUAUUUAUUGCACUGAUAAGCAAUCAACUGCGAGACGUGAAUUAUCAACAAUUGGUAAUCGUUGUAUACCAUUAAAGUACUAUAGAGCGAACUGCAGCAUAUGUUUUUGUCCAGCAUCAGGUCAAAUAUCUGAAGCUCGAUGUACUGUAGAUUCUUCUUGUCUUUCGAGCCCUCAACAACAAUCAAAAUCAUUCACGACUAUUGAUGAUACGAACUGUAUACCAAAUGUUAUGUAUGUCUUCCCAUGUCUACAAUGUCUUUGUUCAGAAGACGGAAAGUUUCGUUUGGAAAAAUGCUUCGAAGUGUGUCAAGCUCAGAGUCAAUUAAAAUUAAAUCCGCAAUGCAAACCCGGUUCUUAUUAUAGAAGAAAUUGCAAUGUUUGUCAAUGUUCCCAAAAUAGAAUACAAGAUGAUAAAUUAUGCACUAAUAUCUCUUGUGGGAUAAAUACACCUAGUUCCAAUUUAGUUUCUUUAAGGAACAUGCGAAAAAAAUGUGUUCCGUACACAUUUACUCAACCUAUAUGUUUGUUUUGUGAUUGCAACUCUAAUGGAAGAAUCAAUGAAGAUUCUUGCCUUUUAACAGAUUGCUCUACGAAUUUAGAAUUAAAAAGUGCAAACUACAGCGGACAGUGUAAUCCAGACGAAGUAGUGCCGGUUUGCGUGGAAUGCUUUUGCCUCCAAAACGGUUCAACUGAUGGAAAAUACUGCUCGAGAGCUUGUAAUUAUCAGAGUAAAUUUAAAGUCUUGGAGAGAGUUUUAACAGAAAGUAUACAGACGCAAAAUCUCAUAAAGAAAUCGGAUUUAAAAAUAAUACCAUCGCAAUCUUGUAAACCUAAUUCUGUAUAUUUUGAUGAAGGAAAAUAUUGUAUUUGUUCCACUUCUGCUACAAAUCUCAAACUGUGCAAAUCAUUCAAUGAUACGAAACCAUUCAGAACAUUACCAGAUAAUCAAAUUAAUUACAGUGUGGACAUGCCGUGUCAACCUAAUACGUUUGUGGACUUCGAUUGUAAUACGUGUUAUUGUUCAAAGAAAGGUAAAAUUGAUCCAAAAUGGUGCACAUACGAUGAUUGCAAUGCUAAAAGAUCUAUUCAAGAAUCACACAAACGACCAAAUCUAUUCACAGCCGAUACUUUGUCUGAGGCGUGUACACCAGGUUCAAUAUCUAAAGAUAAAUGCAAUUUCUGUAUUUGUCCUGAAAGCGGUUUGUCAAAAGAGAAAGCUUGCACUAAAAAUUAUUGUUCUGAUACUGUCAAUAAUCAAAACAAUGUAAAAUUUAUCUGCGAACCUUUAGCGUACUAUGAAGUGGACUGCAACGUUUGCUAUUGUCCAAGCGAUGGACUCAAAAAUGUAGCAAAAUGCACAAAAAAUAUAUGCGAAAAGAGUUACCUACGUUCAGACACCUGUUCUUCCGGACAACUUUUCAGUGAAAUGUGCAAUGUUUGUCUCUGUCCACCAAAUGGAAAUAAAAAUGAUAGAGUGUGUACAAACCACACAUGUCCUGAGGCAGCAUCGUGGCCUAGUUUUGAAUUAUCUGAAAAUCUUCUAGAGGACAGACUCACUAGUGAUACUAAAAGAAGUCUCGAUUUGUGUUUUCCUGGAGAACAAUUUAUAGACGGAUGUAAGCAAUGUGUGUGUCCCGAGAUGGGAUUGAAAAUGUAUGCUGAAUGUGAUGCGUCCCAAUGUACUGAUAAAAAUCAAAUGCAAUCAGUAACGGGAAGAGGAGGUCGUCAUUUCCGAAUCCGUCGUGACAUGCCGUGUUAUCAUUACAACCAAACAGAGCCUCAGAAGGAGUGUACUCCUGGAUCCAUGUAUAUUAUCAAAUGUCAAAUGUGCAUUUGCCCAUAUAUGGGCAGUAUAAUGCAUUUUUGUCGUCCACUAAAGAACAUUUACUGCGAACAGCCAUUCCCCAAUGUGUUUUAUGAACCGAUGGGAAGGCGACAUACCAACGAUAGUUCAGAAGCAAAUACUGUUGAAACAACAACGAUGGAGCCAAGUCACCAACACACCAAAUAUCAAUGUGACAAAGUGGGUCAUAUAAUGGAUUCAUGUUACAUCUGCGAAUGUAAGGAAAAUCAUCAGUUAAUUGAAGAGCACUGCUUCAAAAAUCAAGCUCGUUGCCGAAUGGCAUCCGAGUGCGAUCCUUUGCUCAACCACAAGAACCCGCCACCAUUGUGUUACCCUCCAUUGUUUUUCGAGGCUCAGCCGGAGACAUGUUUGAAACAAGGUUCAAAUUAAAAACGGAAUGUCUGUUUUUCAUGUUGAAAAUUUUCAACAUUUUUCAAAUGCCACAAACAGAAUAU